CCCCGAGCGCUGAGCGGCGGCACCGCGACCGCCCCCGCGCCGCCUCCUCCCGCCGCGCCCGGGCGGGCACUUGUUGCAUUGCGAGAGGGCUUCGGCAGCGGGCGGACUUCUCAUCCCGUCCUGGCUGAGGUUUACUGACUGUUCCUCAAGGCACUGGAUCAGGGUAUUUGGAGCAGCUGGCACGAGUCAUAAGGAAUAGAAGCUCCUUCAUUACACCUGCAAUUGGGAUUUCCCACUGCCUCUCAAAGUGGCAUCACUGAAGGGGCCAGCUGUUUCUGCUGUGUGAGGUCAAGAGCUCCUUCCAAUUGCAUCUUCUGUGCCAUCUGCAAAACCCCCAGUUACAGUCUGAGCACAGAAGAGUCUCUUUACACUUUCCAAAGAGGGGAAGCUUUGUGUACAGAGAGGGUCCCCAGUGUGCUGGUUGCAGAGAGGCCACCUUGUCAACUGGGAUCACAUCAAGUGCUCUGAACUCCCCUUCUUCCAGCAGAACUGAAGAGGUGCAGCAUGGCUCACAACUGCCUGCAGUGUAUCAAGUACCUAAUGUUUGUUUUCAACCUUCUCUUCUGGUUGGGAGGCUGUGGAAUCCUUGGUGUAGGCAUCUGGCUGGCUGUUACCCAAGGGAACUUUGCCACCCUCUCCUCUUCUUUCCCGUCCCUGUCAGCUGCCAACCUGCUGAUCGUCACAGGGACGUUUGUCAUGAUCAUUGGCUUCGUGGGCUGCAUAGGUGCCAUCAAAGAAAACAAGUGCCUCCUGCUGAGUUUUUUUAUCAUGCUGUUAAUUAUAUUUCUGUUGGAGCUCACUGUUGUGAUUCUGUUCUUCGUCUACACCGACAAGAUUGACAAGUAUGCUCAGCGGGAUCUGAAGAAAGGACUUCACUUGUAUGGGACAGAUGGAAAUAUUGGCCUCACUAAUGCAUGGAGCAUCAUUCAAACAGAUUUCAGAUGCUGCGGAGUCUCCAACUACACAGACUGGUUCGAGGUGUACAACACAACCCGGGUGCCAGACUCCUGCUGCUUAGAAUUCAGUGAGAACUGUGGGCUCCAUUCCCCAGGGACCUGGUGGAAAGCGCCUUGCUAUGAAACUGUGAAAGUAUGGCUCCAGGAAAACUUACUGGCAGUGGGAAUCUUUGGAUUGUGCACAGCUAUGGUGCAGAUUCUCGGACUCACCUUUGCAAUGACCAUGUAUUGUCAGGUAGUCAAGGCAGACACCUACUGUGCAUAGAUACCAUUCCCAAUAUUUCUGCUUCUCCUCCAAAGGACACAGGAGAAAUCUCCUUCAUGCUCAUUCAUCUGACCUUUUUUCCCUCCCCUUUGUACUAUAAACUGUGUAUAAUGCUGUCUUUCUGAAGAUUUUGUGAAUCACCCCACUUUACUGAAGGAGGAAGAGAAGAAAAAGUCAGUAAUUGAACUGGCACAGGUAAGAAGCAGCCUUGUCUUUAAGCAGAGGAAAACCAAAAAAGCAAUGGUUCUUUUUCCAUGGCCUGUGGCAAGGCAAGAGAGGCUGCUUACAAGGGGCUGACUGCAAACCCAUGUUAGGAAAAGAUGGCACUGAGGACACCUCUGCAAAAGCUGCCAGGCUGCCUUCCCACAUUUCCAGUCUGGAAGAGAGGAUGUAGAAAAAAAAUGUUCUUCAGCAAGAAGGUACAGAGUAGCUAGGACUGAAUGCAAUUGUAAUUUUACUACAAUUUGCACACAGCUAAAAUGUUAAGAUCAAGCAGCCCUGCCUCCAAGUGUCUCAAGACGAUUUUGUAGCCAGGAGAGGAUCAUCUUCAGAAGUGCAUUGUUUUAAAGAAGUAUUUUUAAUCUUACGUGCCGCAGAGUCAGGCUUUUAAUCAGAAUCUGUACAGCGAGAUCCUGGCUGUUAAUGGAAAACAAUAUUGGACAUUGCCUCACUUCCUAAUUGCCAGUGGCAUAUAGAUGGUUGACUGCAUAUGUUAUAUAUAUUACAUUCAUAAACACAUACUUUUCUGAAAGGAGGUGAAAAUACUCAGCAUCUAACCUCAGAAAGAGGAAACCUUUCUAUCCUAUUUUACAUUCCAACUGAAAUAACCAAGUAUUAUUUCUUGUACAAGGCACUAUCACUUAUACCUCUGGGAAACAAGUAAUUACUUUCAGCUGUAUCUUCAUUUCAGUAAACAACUUGUGAGUGGGCUCUCUCUGUCAGUCUACUAUGGUUUUAUUUAUCAUCCCUGUUUCAAGUAAGUCUGCCAAAAAAUAUCACUCAUUUCCAUGCUUGAAGAUGUGUGCAAAGCUGUCAGCUGUUCCUUCCCUGAAUGUCACCAUUUCAUUAAUUUACUUUGGGAUAACAUCAUCUGCAGGUAUGAUAAAGUUUGCCUUGCUGAGGAAAAAUCUUUCACACAUUGCUCAUUUUUCUGAGAGUUAUUAAGACUUCAGAUGCUUUUAUGCUUACCUUUUUUUUUCCUCCCAGCUGCACGCUGACAACAGCCAAGACACAUCAGUCUCUGUUAGAACUGGAGUCACUUCUCAGUGCUCUUUUUCAGAUGCAUUUUCCUUCACCUAGCUACUGGCUAGAAUAUAAUCCACACUUUCUAGAAUAUCAUGGAAUCACAGAAAUAUGUAGAAAUCAAAACUGUAACUUUCCUUAACCAGGGAACAGCCAUUCACCGAUAACUGAAGUAAUUGAUGUAGUACCCUCCUAGGCAUAUCUUCUGGUGAUGAGGUUAAAAUCAGAUGUGUCCUGUUGUUCAAACAAAUAAUUCCCUGCCAGCAAACAGCUCCAAGUGGUGCAUGUGUGCCAGGGAGAAGCUGAAGCACCCCAGGGAAAAGACACAGCAGGGAACAGGCAAACAGAGCAAUGCAGAUGGUCUGCUCCCUCCAGCCAGCAUUUGAGGAGCUCUCAGCCACUGUCAUUUAGAGCAAAGAGCUGACCAUGGAGCUGUGUUUUCCCAGGAAGCUGAGUGCAGCCAUUCCUGCAGACUGCAUCAAGCUCAUAGAGGAAGUUACCUUGCUUACAAUAGCAGGUCUCAGCUCAGAGUGACAUUCUGCCUGCUUUGAUUUCAGGGCAAUUUCCAGCUGGACUUGCCAACCCACAGCCCAUUGAACAAUCUCCUUUACACCCAUAACUAACCCUUUUCUGGACCUGCAUUAUUUGACAGAUUCACUCUCACUCAUUAGAUUUGGGUUGUUUUUUUUUUUUUUUUUUUGUCUUCUGCCAAUUUCUUGCAGUCUUCUAACUCUCAAGCAGAGCUACUCCAUAUUUUCUGGGAAAUUGCUUAGGACAGUCUGGUGUUUAAAAGAGCAAUUACCUUCCAAAAUUUUACCCCCAUGGGGCAUUUAGCUGUGCAGGCUAAGAUAAAAGUAAUGUAUUACUUGUGUGCAUUUUAUGUGGCUUCCCAAUCACUAUCACAGCAACCUCCCUACCACUAAAGGAUUUUACUGUCAUGCAAACAAUCCCCAACAUACCCAGGCUGGGCAAGUAGCCCAUACACAGGUGCCCUGUACUCCAAAGCAAGAGGCUCACUUGUGUUGCAGUCACCACAGUCUCCCUGCUCUCUGCUUCUUGAGCCCAGGCUGACCUGCAGACUGUUCUGCUCUGCAAAAGAUGGUGUAAGUUUGUUCCUUCCCUCUCUUCUACUCUGUGCUGUUCUUAACCUGCACAGAUACAACUCCAGGUUAGUUGUACCAUUAGUUCUUUCCUUGGUUUAUAGUUUGUACACCAGAGUGCUUCUGCUGACAACUCUGAGUUUCUACCACUGAAAAUCAGCAUGACACAGUGAUGAAUACAUUCAUAAAACAUUGAUUUUUUUUCUGAGACAGAUAAAAGGUAGACAAGUCUAUUUGUAGUGAUCCCUGCCAUUAAAAAUUAACACAGAGACAGCAGGCUGAUGAUGGUUCAGUUGAUGGGUGCAAACCAUUGUGCAGAACUCCCACAGAGAGCACUCUCAUCAAUUUGCUUGAUGGUGGUGUAGGGAAAA
Pyrgilauda ruficollis (rufous-necked snowfinch) is the source of this 3934-nucleotide messenger RNA. It is a transcript of the gene TSPAN4, whose product is annotated as tetraspanin 4. The transcript is spliced from 12 exons. Lineage: Eukaryota; Metazoa; Chordata; Aves; Passeriformes; Passeridae. Gene Ontology annotation, cellular component: membrane. The coding region runs from base 505 to 1221 and encodes 238 amino acids. The record is from RefSeq and is a predicted model, not a curated record.